CUUAAACCUCUUAGAUCCCCAUGACUUCUGCAACCUGGGACAUCCUAAAUGAACUUGUCUAAUAGUCUUGGAUUGCUGGGAAUGGAAGUAUACCCAUCAACAACAAAACUCCUCUGAACCUCAUGAUUUCUUCAGAAUCUGUUGCAAAAUUAAUCACUAAAUGCAUUCGACUUCAUGUGGUGCACUAGAAGUUGAGAUAGAUGAUCACUGAAUAGUCAAAAUAAAAGUAAAAAAAAAAAAAAGUGCUUUAUCUUGACGGUACCCACAUAAAAAUUAAAAUGUUGAAAAUGCUUUGAGCAGGUUAUAUGCUCAGUGUAUUAAGUUAAUAGAAGUAAGUGAUCUCAAAGAAAAUAUUGUGGGAAUUUCAUAAGGAUUUAUCUAAAUAUUUGUCUGCAUGCUUUUCCAGAAUAUAAUGAAGAGCCUCCUGAAACUCUGUAGUGAUGUUAUAUGCUGAAAUUAAGAGGAAACUGUGGAUGAUAUCCAAUAAUUGUAAAAAGUUAUUGCUCACAUUUAGAUAUGUUUGAUUUGUAAUGCACCAGCUAUGAGUUCAUUGAGGAAUGGCAGUAAGUCUAGUGACAUUCAUUCUAUACCUCAUUAUAAAAGCCAGGAAAAAGAUAAAGCUGUGUUAAGAAACAAAGCAGUCUCUCUAAGCUGUGCAAGCAGUACAAUUAAGGCUGCGGUAUAUAAAGGCAACAAAAGUCUACCCAGCUGUAAACUUAAAAGCAAACCUAAUUAUGCAGUAAUGGAGGGGUCUUCUAGCCCUAGGAUUAAUGAUAAUUUUCAAAGUAGCAUUGAAAAGGUUAACAUAUUUGGCCCUGAUAAAGUAUUACUCGUAAAAGUACUGGAUGACAAAAAUGAAAAGGAGAGUUUGAAGGGAAAGCUUGAAGACCAGCACUAUUCAUUUGAAUCUUUUGGAAACAAAAUAGUAAAGUUAACUUCAUCAAGAAGAAUUAAGGAAGAAAAGACCUUCAGUGAUUCUAGGUUAGGAAAGAGAGAGUCAGACAUAGUGUUUGAGAAGUCCUUUGUUCAUACCAGAUGUCAUAAGCCUAAAUAUGUUGUAUCCAGUUUAAAUAACUUAGCAGUUUCUGAAAAUGUUUCCACUCAGGACUUUGAAAAAUGGAAUCCAAAUCCAGUAAAUAAGGUAUUUAACUUGACAAAUUCAUUAGCACAAUCUAAAGAUGAUACAUAUCAGGUUAAAUACUUAGAAGAUGGCUGCUGUAGCAUUAAAAAGGUGCAGGAAAGUCCUGAAUUAUUUAAAACUAAUCAGCAAGACACUAGUUCACAAGUAUACAAACCCAGUGUUGGUAAACAACAUAGCUGUAAUAAUAAUCAAAAGAAUAUCCAGAGAUCUAGUGAAAAAAGUAGUAAUUCACUGAAUGGCUGUUUUUCAUCAGUAGAUGAUAACGACUGUAUUGAAGAUCUGUUAAGGGAUCUGUGCUACAAUCAAGGUAUGGAAGAAAUUCCACUUCUGAUGAUGAAUGUUUGUUUCCUUCUAUGGAUGAAGAUUCCACAUUUUCAAAUUCUAGUAACACAGCAGAUAAAUGUCAGCUGCAAAAUUGUUGUCAAUCAGUUAAAUCUGUUAGUGCAAGUAACACUAAUAAUGGGCUGCCAGAGGACAGUAGAGCAAAAUGAUCACAAGUUGAAGUUUUUAGAGCAAAUAGAUAUACCAGAGCACUUCUCUGUUGUAGAUGAUCCUGUUAAUUUAAUUAAUGGAAAGAAAAAUAUUCAUAGUAGUAUUCUGUCUGUCAUUUCAUGCUCAGAAAAAAUGCACAUUAAAACAUGUGUAAUGAAAAAAGAUCAAAUAGAUAAGACAGACAAAUGUAUACUUAUAAAUAAUAUGGGAGUAUCGACAGAAAGUGCCUCUGAAGGAGCAAGGACUUCUUGUAGCCAUGCUAGUAAUGUAGUAUGGAGCCUCCAGACACCAAAACCAUCAGUUGUGUCCCAUUUUAGUUCACCUACUCGCCAUAAAGAAAUUUAUACUAACAAAAUGUAUUUGGAUAAUGGAAAUAGCAAUUAUUGUAAUUUGCCAGAUAUUUCUGUAACCUUGGAAGGUUGUAGCUUACCACUUAAUGAAAGUACAAAUGAAAAAUGUAUUGAUGAUUUGCUCAAACAUUAUAUAGACAAAGAAGUAAAUGCAGAUACAGUUCAAGGGAGAUUAGUCGAAAAGUCUUACAAGGCUGAUGAUAGCUUUUCUUCAAGUAUUUUAGGAUUUGACCAAGAAAACAAAAUUAUGACAAAAUUGGAAAAUGAAUUAUGCUCAGAAAAAGUAUUAGAAGUUGCAAAAAAUGAAGUGCAUUCCAAUUGCCACAGUCUUUCUACUUCUAAAGUAUUAUCAAUGCCUGAGCUCUCAUCAGAAGGUUUAUCUGCUGGACAUUCAGACGAGCUCUUGUUAAAUGUCUUGACAUCUGAUAUUAAUUCUGAUGUUAAUAAUACAACUUCUAUGCUGGAGAAAGAUGUAAAUAAUCAUGUAUAUAUAUCUAAGAGUGGAAAAUCUGAUGAAUUGAUGCUACCUUCAAAUAAACCUAGUAGUAUGUCAGAGCAUUUUGAUUCAAAAAAUGUUGAUAAUUCUAAUGAAAUUAAUAACUUAUUGGAUUCAUUUUUUCAAGAGGUUGAGCAGUGUGGCAUUGAAGUUGAUAAUAGUAACAAAUCGUGUGUAUAUUCUUCGAUUGCUGGAAAUAUAUCUGCUACAAACACUGACUGCAGUUUAGGACUUCUGGCAGAUACCACAAAUUCUGAAACAUUAAUAGAUGAUAUAUUUAAAACUCUAGAUACUGGUUCCUUUACUUCAACUGCUAAAACAGAUGAAUUAGGAAAUGUAAUUAAGCACACUGUUGCAGUAGCAAAGAAGGAAGUUGUCUCUUGUGGAAUACUUGAUGCAUUGCCAAAAUCAUCUGGUAGUCUCCCUAGAGAUCCUGAAGUUGCUAACAAAUCUGAGAAUGCAAAAUCUAAAUUAGAAGGUAAUAAAGUUAAAAGAACUGUAUCAUUUAAGACUCGACCAGCUAACAGACCUAUUAAAUGUGUUGUCCAUGGACAAGUAGUAGAAAAUAAAUUACAGAAACAGCAUAGGCCACUACGCUUUGUUCUUGAUAAAGAUAGACGACUGCAGAAUCAGGAUGGUUCAACUUCUUGGCCUAGGAGAGAAGAAUUCAAUCCUGAACAGUUUAAUAGAGAGAGAAAUAUGCAUAAUUACAAGAGAAGACAUAAAGUGGAAAACAGUAAUGAUAUUGGCUCACAAUUAAAGCCUAUCUCUACUAUGGCUCCUACACCCAUUUUUGCAAACAGUAUAGCUGCAUCAGUUACUAAAUUUGUGGUCCCAUAUAAUACAGUUGAAUCUUCAAAAUUUGUUUUGCCUGUUGGAAGAACAGGUUUGAGCAUAUCUAUUCCAAAAAAUGCACCAACAAGUAUUGCAUCAUUCUUGCCACCAGUAGCUACAAAAUGUGGCAUACCUUCAACCAGACCUGCACACAUUCUUCCCUCUACAAACAAAAGUUUCUCACAGGAUAAAGUUGUCACAAUCACAAGUUCAGUUAAAUCUCAAACACCUUCCCUGGUAACUAAUAUUCCACAACAGGGAAAUACUGUUAUUUUUUCCCAGGAUGCAGGAAAACUCGUUCCCACCACAGUUAUAACCCAGCCAAUGUAUCAAGUAACUAUUCCUCAAACCUCGCCCAUGGAGUCAGUUUACAUGAUGGUCCCAGCAAGUUCAAGUACACAGUUUGUAUCAAGGUCUGGUCCACCUUCAUUGGUUUCUACCAUAUUACCAUGGCAGACAUCAGGACAGUUUUGUGCAACUAAUCCUGUAAAUUCAGGUAAAAUUAGCAGUUGUACUGGGAAAUCACCAGUCACAAAAUAUUGUCUGAAAAGUUACGUUCAUCCAGAUGCUUCCAAAAGUGCUCAGAUGAAGUCUGCCUCAUUUCUAACAGCAAAGGUUCCUGUCAUUUUUAACACUAAUACAUCGGGACCAGUUAAAAUAUUAAUUAACACCAAGUCCAAUAUUGUCAGUAAUAUAAAAAAUAAUGUAAGAUCACAAGACAAUAGAGAUAGCAAUGUUGAACUAACUAGUGAGCAGAACUGCAAAUCUGAAUAUGUCCAUAGUCUUCGACAAAGGCUAUUAAAAAAAAAGCCAUAUCCUGAUUUCAUUCAAAAAAAGUUAACUUACCUCCUCAGGGAUGAAUUAAAAUCACAUUUGCCAGGUAUGCCUGAAACUAUUCUCAAACUACUUGAUCUUCCACCACAGGCACUUCGUCGUGGUUACUUUGUUGUUAGAGACUUGAAAGCUCUACGAACCGAAGCAUUAAGACUUCAUUUAGGUGUUAUUUAUAGAGAGCAUGUUAAAGUGUGCACAGUUAACAACUGUCAAACGUGCUUUGAUUUUCUCCAGCGAAAAGAGAGGCUCUCGCUGGCACGAAAAGAGCAAUCUACAAGUUCAAAGUUUCAAGGCAGGAGGACCAGCCUUGGAAAGGGGCGUACAAGAGGCAGGGGUCGUAAGAGAAGGGGUGGACGGGCAGGUGGAACAAAUGACAACGAUCCCAGUUAUGAACCACCUCAAAGUUUUUUUAACAAUUCAAAGAGGAAAUUUGAGGAUAACCAAGAUAAAGUACUAAAAAUAGCCAAAUCAGGUAAUUCUGUUGAGAAGUAUAACAGUGUACCAGAAUUGGUUAACGAAAUUCAGAUCAUGGAUAAUCACUCAUUCAGAAUUAAAAUAAAAAGAUCAUAUUCUGAAUCAGACAUUCACACACUAACUGAGAUGACCUCCCUUAAAGUUGACAGGCCUCGUAGUUGUGACGAUUCCUACCUCGUGCUUUACCACACUCUCAAAGAUUCAUGCAGAUGCCAAAAUUUAGGAUGGUUUGGAAAUUUUCUAAAAGAACAAGAAAAUAAAAUUACAAAACAAAUUCAAGUAUGCAGUCAUGGAACCAAGGUUGAAAAAAGGGAAAGUUUUACUGAGAACAUGUUGAAAACUGCAACCUAUGAUUUACUCUUGAAAAAACAACUAGAAAAAGAUUAUAUACCUUUCUCUGAGACCAAUGGAGGCGAACAAAAGCAGCAGCAGCAGCAGAGUAGUGGCGUCUGUCUAAAGCCAUUGUCCCUUAAACUUCAGUCCUUAGAAAUUGGCCCUUUAAUUAUUGCUGCCAAAUACAGCAUCUUCUACCCCAAACUGCAUGUAAUUUAUUCUGCAAGGAAAAUGGUUUAUGAAUUUGUGAUCUGGCCACAUCAUGUGAAAGAUAAAGAACAAACAGUGGUAGAGCCACCAGUUGAAAACCCCCUGCAUCUCUUGCUUACUAUUGAUGUGCCCUUCAAAAGCCUCCAUGCAAUUUCAGUUAAUUUUAACAAGAUGUGAAGUUGCUGAGAAGAAUUCAAUCUGACGAGGACCAGGCAGAACUUCAAAGGGAACUGGACAGGCUGCAGGCCUGGCCAGCAACUGGCUCUGGGAGUUCAACUCCACCAAGUGCGAAGUCACGAAAAUUGGGGAAGGGCAAAGAAGACUGUAGAUAGAGUACAGUCUAGGGGGCCAGAGACUACAAACCUCACUCGAGGAAAAGGAUCUUGGGGCGAGUAUAACACCAGGCACAUCUCCUGAGGCACAUAUCAACCUAAUAACUGCUGCAGCAUACGGGUGCCUAGCAAACCUAAGAACAGCAUUCCAACAUCUCGGUAAAGAAUCAUUCAGGACCCUGUACACCAUUCACGUUAGGCCUAUAUUGGAGUA
This is a messenger RNA of Cherax quadricarinatus, 5710 nucleotides long. Lineage: Eukaryota; Metazoa; Arthropoda; Malacostraca; Decapoda; Parastacidae. The record is from RefSeq and is a predicted model, not a curated record.